This is a messenger RNA of Penicillium malachiteum, 1296 nucleotides long. RefSeq names its product Zn(II)2Cys6 transcription factor domain-containing protein. The coding region runs from base 1 to 1296 and encodes 431 amino acids. Gene Ontology annotation, biological process: regulation of DNA-templated transcription. Gene Ontology annotation, molecular function: DNA-binding transcription factor activity, RNA polymerase II-specific; zinc ion binding. NCBI's taxonomy places the organism in Eukaryota, Fungi, Ascomycota, Eurotiomycetes, Eurotiales, Aspergillaceae. The transcript has a single exon. The record is from RefSeq and is a predicted model, not a curated record.
AUGAAGACCACGAGAUAUGCCAAUUCCCGGCAGAAAGCUUGCCAACAAUGCUCAGCAGCAAAGGCAAAAUGCGACCGGAAACCGACAGGUUGUUCCAGAUGCAGUCAGCGCAACAUCUCAUGUGUAUACCCUCAAGUCGCUCAUUCAAGAAGCCAGACCCCAAGCCAGAGUGAAGCAAAUCCUCAGAGUCCCGAGUCUCUACCAGAUAUGCUCACUCUCAGCUCGGGUAGUAGAUUGUCUACGCAUGGAGGUGACGAGUGGGCUCACGCCAUAUCCAGAGCCCAACCGAUGAGCGAACGUGAGUAUGUGAACGUGAAUACAAAUACUGCUCCGGUUCCUGUGGAGCACCGUCUCAAUCAAACACCUGCAACGUCAGAAGAUGCUGGACUUGACUUUUCAAACCUUGAUCUAUUUUGUCCUAUCAAUGUUGACGAGAUCACAACUCGCUGGAUGAACCCCUAUAUCCCGGUACCUGGACAACAUAUCAAGCAAUAUCCGGCUGGCGUCAGUGCUUUCAUUUUUCGCACGCUAAAGUCAUACACAGCCAUUGCAGCUCGUGGUCGGAGGAUACUGCCGUUCAUCCACCACACCCAAAUAUCUGGAUCACCGGUAGGAUCGCCACUGACUACAUGUUUAAGCUUGAUUCGCAUAUGCGAAACUUCUUUACCGGGAAGUGAAGCUACUGCCAUGAUGAUGAUUCAACGCGAGAUGCAAAAUAUUAUUGAAUCCUCAACUGGCUACGAUGAUCUUUGCCUUUUGGGUGCAUUUCAAGCAUAUCUAAUUUACUGCCUAGUCCUGUUUUUCAGGCUUGAUCCAGGCACGACGACUCACCUGCGACCAGCAAUGAUGAGCCUGCAAACCCUUGCUCAUCUUUCGUCCAAGCAAGGACUCAUCUGUAUGGCUGAUCAGCAACGUACACGUCCAAGAUGGGAAGAGUGGAUCGUGACAGACAUCAAACGGCGAACGUUAUAUGUGAUGUAUCUUUUUGACAGCGUUCUGUCUGCGCAAGAAGAUGUUCCUACAUUCUUAGGAACAGAGCUAUCUGGCAUUCCUGCUGCUGCUAGUAAAUCUUUAUGGCAAGCACCAACUCGCAGUAUCUGGGAAAGGGAAUACAAUAUUCAUCUAGCAGAGUGGACGGAGAAAGGACUCACUAUCGAUGAACUUUGGCCAAUACCCGAGGAUAUGGAUGAACCUAGUAUUGCUAAACGGAGAAGACGAGUAGAUCACUGGCUAGAAGACAUCGAUGAAUUUGGGACCAUGCUUUAUGCGGUCACAGUUUGCACUCAUGGUGGAUAA